Messenger RNA from Caenorhabditis angaria, 6227 nucleotides. The record is from the annotation of a GenBank genome assembly. Lineage: Eukaryota; Metazoa; Nematoda; Chromadorea; Rhabditida; Rhabditidae.
AUGAAACGAAAACGAGCAAAAUCAUCGAAUCCCAGUCGACUUACAGUAACUCCACUUCUUCACACAACAAAUAAUCUGGUCGAAAAUAACAAUAUAGCACUUCCGGUGAGCCCACAUUUUUUAUUGAGAAAAAUUUUGGCUCCAAAAACAUCAAUUAUAUAUUUUUCAUAAUAAUGGUGAAAAUCGUAGACCAAAAAUAAAAAUAAAAUGAAUCUUGGUUUUUUUAUUGAAAAAUGUUGUUGUGAAUUACAUUUGUAUAGAAAAUUGUGGUUUUGAUUGAGGUUUUUCAAAUUUAGCCCCACUUUUAAUUCUUUGUGAUCUUCACAACUUUGAUCAUCAUUCCAAAAUUUUAUUUGCAAAACAAAAAAAACGAUGAAUAAAUAAAAUAAAAUGAAAAAUCAUAUCAUCGCCAAAAAAAGUGUAAACUUUUUGUCUUUGUCACAAAAAACUAUACAUUUUUAUAUAUUUUUUCGCCAAAGAUCUCCCAUAUUGUUUAUAUAUGUUUUGGUUGUGUUAAUUUCAACCAGAUGUGUUUUCUCUUUUUAUUUUUUGAGAACUUCCUCGUUGCAUGUGACCUAUGAAAACUUUUAUUUUUGUUUCAAAAGUGUUUUCUGGUGACAGCCUUUAAAAAGCUUUUGUCUAAUUUUUUCCACUUGAUCAAAUAGUUCAGCACACAAAAAAUCUUGCAAAAAACAUUCUGAGAAUAGAAUUUUCAGAAUUCUACAAGUCAACCAAUGUUGAGCACACAAUCUGCUCGAGGAUGCAAUACACUUCCAAGAAGAGUUAGUUUAUUUUAUUUUUGAAAAAGUUUUGGAGAAAGUGCAAAUUGUUUAAAAAUUUGGAACCGCGAAAAAAUUUGUUUAUUUUUUCUAUGAAACUUCCCAAAACUCCCGCAAUUUUUCAUGAAAUAUUAGAUUUGCAGGUAAGAAAACUAUCUAAAACCUUUCUGAAUCUAUAAAAUGUUCCGGUUUCAAAGAGACUAUUUAUCGAAUUAUAAUAUAAUACAAAUUGAAAUUGUAUUCAAUCAUUCAGCCGUUCAUAAUAAAAUAGAAUAGUACCACAUUUAUUGAAAGAAAUACUGAAUCGAUACAUGUUUUUGAAAUGAAACCAAACGAAAACUACUAAUUAUUUCUUUGCUGUAUAGAUAGACAGUGUCAUUUUCAUUCAUUCACCUGUUCUGUUCUCUUCUAAUUUUGUUCUAAUAAAACAAAAUACUGUGUGAAUGGUAUUUCCUAAAUAUGAUUGUAAAAUUCUUGAUUUCGUUGGAAAGCGGGUGAGUACUGUUCAAGAUUUCUAUAAUCUGGGUUUACUAAAACUAUAAUAUUACUGUAGAAGCUUAACCUCGAAAGAGUUCAAAGCCCGAAAUGACCUAACUUCUCGACCAACCCAACAAAUUCAUGUAACUUAAUAUUCCACAACUCACUCACUCAUUGUCAGAAAAAAGAGUCAAACAAUAAAAAGAGUGUAAAUAUGGAUGACCCCUGAAAGAGUGUCGGUUCGGCGGUCGAUUUCAAUUGUUCAAAACUAUCAAAAUUUUCAUUUGUGUCCGCGUUGACAAAUAUUUACACUUGACGGCUCAGAUAUAUCAUCCAAAAAUAUCUUAAUAGAAUUCUUUUGGCUUUUGCCCCCAGUUGGCCUUGCUUACUAGAAAAAGUUUAUUAUAAAUUCAUAAAAUUAUGCAUUUUUCUCACACUUGGCAUUUUUCCUUUUUCAUUUUUUAUUUUGAGAAAAAUGUUUUAUUUUUGUUGAAAAGUUUUUUGUGAAACAAAUAUUUUGAAGUGGAGCAACAAGUUUUAUAAUAAUCUGAAAUUCAAAUAUAUUUGUAAUGUAUUCUUAGGCUUAUGCUAGCAGCUAGACUAGGGUAAAAACAAAUAAGAAAAAGAAAUGGGCUCAUUGCCAGGUUGUCGUUUUUUCCUACUUUUUGUAUAAAUACAUAUAAACAGCCGCGCACCUGCCACCCUGUUCUCUUUUUCUCCCGCCACCCAAAACAACACAUUAUAGAUGACCCCUGGUGACAUCUUAGUCUUGUUUUUGUUUUCUUUUUGACACACUCAGACACAAAAUGCGCUUUUUUGUUGAAUAAUAAAAUAUUUGGCUUUUUGAGAACUAGAAAAACUUUUUAGAAAUACGCGAUUGCUUCUGACUUUUACUAUUGUUUUCUAGAAGUUUUUAAAAUUUGAAUUAUUUCUACUGUACCAGGUUUCUUUUUUUGUCCGUAAUUUUUUGAGUCAAUUUUUUGUAGAUGGUAAAUUGAAGUUGUGUCUAGAAAAUAUGCGUUUUGAAUUGAAUUUUUUGGCUGAUUUUGCUCUUGUUUUUUGACAUAGCUUAGCUCAACAUUGAAUAUGAGUUAUGACGUGGCAAAACUUUGAAAUCUGAAAAAUUGUUUUCUUGAAAAUGUUUUGAAAACAUUUUAUGUGAAUUUUCAAACUGAUUUGUUUCAGAAUUACUUUAAAAAGAAACUUCAAAGUUACAUGAUGUUUUUUCCGAUUUUUUGCGAAUGAUUUUUUCGGAAAUACAUUCCCGCGAAUCGAUUUCGACAUCGAAAAUAUUUUAUUUUGAUCAAGCAAACUUUUUUCCCAAAACUUUUAUCAUCCAGUUUUCUAAGAGUGGUUUCUCAAAAUAAAAACAAUUUUUCCAGCAUUCCUCAAACAAAAAUUUUUAAUCAAAAACUUUUCAAGGCCACGCUGAAAAAUUUGAGAUGUUUCAAAAUGUUCUCAUGUUCCUCCAAUUAUCCCUCCAGGUCCAAUAAUUUCCCCAAAAACCAAGGAAAAAUGCAAAUUUGCCCAUCUCAUGUGUAGAUAUAAAUCUUGUUGGCAAAUCCUCGAAACAUCUCCUUUUUGUCGAUUCCUUUUUCGUUCUCCCGCUGUUCCAUAUAUUAUAAUCCUUUAUUACUUUCCCCUUUUCCACCAAAAAACAUUUUUUUGUUUUCAUUUUUCGCCCAUAUUAUUAUUAUUAUUAGUACAGAAUACAUACAUUCAAGAAGUUCUUGUGGUGUUUUUUAGAAACCGGAUUUUUUGCAAGAAAAAAUUCGUAAUAAAAAAGUUUUAUUAUUGAUAGUUGCUGGACGGUCUCACUGAUAUUUUUAUAUUUAAUUUUUGAUGUAAGAAGAAAAUUGUCAUGAGAACUGUAAAAAAUGUGAGGAGCAGCUGAUUGAUUUGAAAAAUUUGAUAAUUUUUGUUGAUUUUUGAACUUAUUGAAAAAACUGUAUUUAGUUUCAUGAACUCAAAUUACUGUUUCUCAAUUUUUGAAAUUUGUACCUUUUUUAGAGCUCCUGAAAUUCUUUCAUAAUUAAAUUAGCUAGCGUAGUACAGAGUUACUGUAAAUAAUUGAAUUCAGUUUACUCGACCUUUGAAGUUCUCAUAUCAUUUUUGAGGUUUUGAAACCUUCCAGAAAAAUAACGUUCAUUAGAACUUUGGACCUGAUUUUGAAGCCCUCGGCAUUUUCAAUUUUUUCAAUGGCUACCGUAAAUUAGGAUUACUGUAGAAACUGGAGGCUGAAAAUACCUUAUUUGAACUGGUUCCUAAAUUAAUCCCGAAUAACCUAGAAACAUGUUUAUGACACCUUUUAUAAUCCCGCCGUCCUCAAAUUACAAGUAUCUAUGUAUCUAUAAAACCUUGUUUUUCUGACCUUCACCACAAUUUUUUCUCCUUUUCUCGUUCUCCCAAAAUAUUUCCUUUUCUAGUUUUCCACCCCGCCAAACCGCAACUUUUUUAGCCCAUUGUUAUUUUGUCUCGAGAAAAAAAGAGGCGACAAAAAAUAUAUAACUAAUUCCAUGUGGGUGCGCGACAUUUGGCUUCAACUUCCUCCUCUUUUUCAUGUUUUUUUGGGACCCUGCUAACUAAAUAAGUUUUUUUUUGCGAAAAGGCGCGAAUUUAAUUAAAAAAUACUUUUUUUCGGAACUUUUUUUUGUAAAUAAUUAAAUGAAUUAUUUUUUUGGCGAGAAAAUGAAAAUGCAUUUAUUUUUGACUGAACUGAACAUAAAAAAGACAACACAUGUGACAUUCCGUUUUUUAGGGCAAAAUAUUUUUUGAUAAGAAAACAAUGAUUUUUUUGCAGUCUACAAUCCUGUCAUCUUCUCAGAGUCAAACUGGUAUGAUAUCAUUGACUCAGCAGAUUGGAGCUGUUAAAUUGGAUACGCAUAAAAGUGACACUUUUGAGCAGAAUGUGAGUUUUUUUAUGGGCGAUGGGAUUUUGUGGGAAAAAAAUUAGUAAAGUUUUUUUAUUUUAAAUAUUUUUUAUCAGAAAAUAUUGUCACUCAAAAUUUUCAAAUUUCAUUUUUAUCACUUGGAAAAUUUUUUUCCGAAAAACUGAUUUUUUGAUUUCUAAAAUUUUGAAUGUUUCAAAAAAUUCUUAAAUUUUUCAAACGUGACCUCUCUUGCAAAAAAAAAUCAAUUUUCCCUCAAAAUAAUCUCAUUUCCAGGACUUGGUGCUAGACAAUUCGGGAAAUGUAUUAUCGGGUAGCCGCGAUGCCUUAAUUCGACGACUUGUUCCAACCAAAGACUUCUGUCCAGAUAGCUCAUAUAUUUUUUCGCUUCUCGUGAAUAUCCGCACUUUUAUCAGCCCUCAUGAACUAAUGCAAAAAAUUGUGCAGGUUUGCUUGGUCUCGAGAAAAAGAAAAUUAAUUCGAGUUUUUUUAGUACUGUAUGUUCGCGCAAAAUGCCGAUUCUCACAAUUUUGCAAAAGAAGGUCGAGGAAGAAUGUUUGCACAUAUUUUGAGAUUAUGUUCUGAAUGGGCCACGAAUAUACCGUAUGAUUUUAAGAGUGAAUAUAUGCGAACUAGGUUGGUUUAUAGAACUUCGAGGUCUGGAUCCAAAGUUAUCAAAAAUUAAUUUCAGGCUAAACGAAUUAUUACGAUUAUGCGCUGUGGAUAAAACCUAUCAACAAAAAACCACUGAUCUACAAUCAUCACUCAGAUCAGCUCUGAACAAACUAGAUAGAUAUGAAAAAGCCGUGUCAAAUCUUCAAAAAGCGCUCAGCGAAAAUACUCAAUUACCAGAACAAUCAGAUAUGAUGAAUGGAUUAUUUCAACUUUGUAAUGAUCCCAAAAUAAUUGCUCAACAAUUGACACAUAUUGAAAUGGAGAGAUUUAGUAUGGUUGGAGUUGAUGAAAUUGUACAAUCAUUGGCUAGUGAUCCAUUAUCGGAAAUUGGGAGAAAUCAGAAAAAUAAAGAGGGAACUAUUAGCUCGAUAUCAUUUUAUAUUGAAUGGUUUAAUCGAUUAUCAGCAUUUUCGGCUAUUGAAGUUUUGAAGCAAACUAAAAAACGGUUGGUUUUUUUUUGAAAAUGAUAUUGUUUUUGAUUUGAAAAAUUCUGAAUAUUGGGGCCAAAAAUCAAAAACUGAACAUUUGAAAAAUGUCAAAAAUUGAGCUGCAUUACUCCGAAAUUUUCAGACAUCGAAUAACAGUUUUCGAAUUCAUGAUCGACAUCGCCAAAGAAUGUUGUGAAAUCGGAAAUUUCAACUCAAUGAUGGCAAUUGUUGCGGGUCUUUCGCUUCCCGCCGUCGCACGAUUAAAAAAAACUUGGAGUCGCGUCGAAAAAUCAAAACUCGAAAUCCUUCAACAUCAACUCGAUCCAUCUGGCAACUUUUUGAGCUAUCGAGCGACGAUAAAAGCGGCUCAAUGGAGAGCGGAUGGUGCGAGAGGAUGUGCGAAUCAACAACGAAUUGUUAUUCCAUUUUUUGUGUUGUUGUUGAAGGAUUUGUUUUUGAUUUAUCACGGUAAUUCGAGGAUUUUGCCGAAUGGACAUUUGAAUUUUAUGGUGAGUUUUAUCGUGAACUUUUUAUUUUGAAAAUUUUGUGAAAACGGGUUUUCUUGAAUUUGUCUGAAAAUAUAAGUUCCUACUAAUUCAGAACCUUGAGUUGCAAUUCAAAAUUUAUCCACAAGCCAAUUUUAAAGGCGACUUUUUUCGAAUUUUCUGCUCAAUCAAUGUUGAAGGUUCAAACUACAAACAUUUUGUAGAUCAAUUUUAGAAAGAAAAUUUCAAAACUUGAAAUGAAAACCCACACCUCAAUGCUUCUUGCAGGCCUUCUCCCAACUCGCUGAGCAACUUCGUGACGUAAUCCAAUGGAAAUCGACGAGUUGCAAUUUCGAGAAAAAUCCCCAAGUCCUUCAAUAUCUUCUAAUAACUGCAGUUUCCGGCGAAAAAGAUUCGAUGCUAAUGUCAUUUGAAUGUGAACCACCAGAAUCAUCAGCCGAACGAGAACAACACAAAAAACUCAAAACCAAAUAA